Messenger RNA from Polyodon spathula (Mississippi paddlefish), 1100 nucleotides. RefSeq names its product homeobox protein Dlx4b-like. The record is from RefSeq and is a predicted model, not a curated record. The coding region runs from base 231 to 989 and encodes 252 amino acids. Gene Ontology annotation, molecular function: RNA polymerase II cis-regulatory region sequence-specific DNA binding; DNA-binding transcription factor activity, RNA polymerase II-specific. NCBI's taxonomy places the organism in Eukaryota, Metazoa, Chordata, Actinopteri, Acipenseriformes, Polyodontidae. Gene Ontology annotation, biological process: negative regulation of transcription by RNA polymerase II; cell differentiation; embryo development. The transcript is spliced from 3 exons.
AUGUAUGAAGCGUUCAAGGAAAUUCUGGAGUUUUUCCUUGAUUUGUGAGGGAUUUCUCGUUAACUCCAUUUAACUCCACAAUUGUAAGGGAGGAAUCGAGACUACCGCAAAGCUCUGAAGAUCUGGAAAUAUAUGCAAAUAUAUAGGGAUCGUUUACAUUGCUGAUGGAUCGGGGGAAGCUUUACUCUCGUUAGCGUUUGCAUGCAACUUUUAUAUGGACUGCUUGUUCAAUGAUGAGUUCUAUGACCGAUAGUUUGCUUGCCUCAGACCCGUCUAAAUCGGCCUUUUUGGAGUUUGGACACGGACUUUCAUCCCACCAGCAGCAUUCCCCUAGGCUGUCUCACAACCACUACCCCGUGCAAGGCUUGCACUCGGGCGGGCACCCGCAGCACGAAGGUCCCUUCUCUCCCAGCGCUUCCUCUUAUAGCCGCUCGCUGGCGUACCCCUACCCCGGCGCGGUGAGCAGCCAUCACCAGAGCGCUUACCUCUCCUACCAGCACAACACCCACAGUAGCACUUUAACACACACGAGGAUAGACGACCCAGAUCGCGAGAAGACGGUAAUCGAGAAUGGAGAGAUCAGACUGAAUGGCAAAGGAAAGAAGAUCCGGAAACCUCGAACGAUUUACUCCAGUUUACAACUCCAGGCUUUGAAUCAGAGAUUUCAGCAAACCCAGUACUUGGCACUGCCGGAGAGGGCCGAUCUGGCGGCUAAACUGGGGGUUACCCAGACCCAGGUUAAGAUUUGGUUUCAAAACAAACGUUCCAAGUACAAGAAGAUUAUGAAGCAUGGCCCAAGCGGACCUGAAGGGGAGCAUCUGCACACCACCUCAUCCAUCUCGCCAUGUCCACCCAACAUACCCCAUCUCUGGGACGUCUCCAUGGCCAACAAAGGUGCGCCAAUGCCUGCCAGUAGCUACAUGAACAAUUUUGGACACUGGUACCCAACGCACCACCAGGACAAUAUGUCAAGACCUCAAAUGAUGUGAUUUGGAUCAUAUCUUCCAAAAAGACUUUUUAAACAUGGAAACAAAGAAAAAAAAAACAGAAAUCCCUACAGACAGACUUCAUGAGGCUUUGCGAGUGCUAUUUUUAUUUUA